Haliotis rufescens (red abalone) is the source of this 7472-nucleotide messenger RNA. Its product is annotated as nuclear hormone receptor HR96-like. The record is from RefSeq and is a predicted model, not a curated record. NCBI's taxonomy places the organism in Eukaryota, Metazoa, Mollusca, Gastropoda, Lepetellida, Haliotidae. Gene Ontology annotation, molecular function: RNA polymerase II cis-regulatory region sequence-specific DNA binding; zinc ion binding; nuclear receptor activity. The transcript is spliced from 8 exons. The coding region runs from base 600 to 2093 and encodes 497 amino acids. Gene Ontology annotation, biological process: negative regulation of transcription by RNA polymerase II; positive regulation of transcription by RNA polymerase II; cell differentiation.
UGUGCUUUGUAGAAUACAUGCUGGGGAGUAGAUUGUGAGAGUCUCCCGUUACACAAAGCCGAGAGUUGGAUAGAGAAAUCCUUCUCUCACUGGCUGCCUGGACAGCAUUGUCAGAACUUCCAAGUGACUGUCCUGCUAUUUGAGCCACGGAUCAGAUUCUGUUGGGUUUUGUCAGGGAUGAGUUCAAAGAUCACCCGAUUAAAUAAGCCUCUUUAAAUACGAUAGACUGAUACUGAGGAGGUCGGAGGAGAUAUCCCACUCAAGGAAGUUGGGUUGCGAGAAGCACGUUAGCUCAGUCCGACUACCCUGUGUGAGGGAAAGGGGCAGCUAAACAUUACUCAUAGUGUCAGACUCUCAGAAGAGUAGAUACUUCUCACCUUGAUCCUACCUUACCAGGCUAGUACAGAGGCUGCUUGGUACUCGCCAUCCUGCGGCAAGAAGUACUGCGUAUCCAACACUCGCCUCAUUCCCUUUGAACUUUGGAUUACUAACUGUGGAUACUGAUGGUAUAUGUGUGAAUUGUGUAAUAGGUGAUUUGGAUGUAAAUUCGGGAGGAAAGUUUGUGCCUUGCUGGUGUUGAAGCCUGCUUAUUGAUCGAAAUGGACAGUUCUCCUGAUGAUUUUGAUUUGGAAUUACUUGACGAAGAUUUAGACAUUGGUGGAAAUUUACCUUCAUCACGUGACCGGAGGUCAGGGAGUGGGGUCAGAACAGGUCACGACCCAGACUCCCCAGAGGUCAAGGCCAAGGUUGUUAAAAUGGAGCAUGCCCUUGCUGGGCGCUUCAAGGAGUUUGGAUUAAGUGAAGGAGGAACGUUUCCAAAAUGCCUUGAUGAAGACAAAAUGGAUUUAAGCUUCGAAGAUUCCAACAGUAUGGAAUCUGUCUCCCAUCCGUUCCGGUCCAUGGAUGCAGUAUCCCCGGACGGAAUGGGAGGCAACAAAAGCCGGAAAAAUAAAGAAGAUAAAUACUGCGGCGUGUGCGGCGACAGGGCCCUCGGCUACAACUUUGAUGCCAUCUCCUGCGAGUCUUGUAAGGCUUUCUUCAGGAGAAAUGCACCCAAAGGACUUGAAUACUUCAAAUGCCCAUACGAAGAAAAAUGUAAGAUGGACGUGUCGAAUCGGAGAUUCUGUAAAAGAUGUCGUUUACGAAAAUGUUUUGAAAUUGGCAUGAGGAAGGAGUACAUCUUGACAGAGGAAGAAAAGAUGAGAAAACGGGCCAGGAUUGAAGAAAACAGGUAUUCACGGGAUAAUUCUGGGAUGGGCCAUGGUCAAUUUGCCAAAAAAAUAAAGUCACGUGAAGUGGAGCGCACAAAGACACAGUCAGGUGACGUGUCUUCAUCUCAGCAUCGGCUACGCCCCUUGGAAGCAGAAGAGAUGGUCCACAUCAAUGAGUUGGUAGGCGCCUACCGGCAGUCGCUGGAAAUAUGCGUGGAGUCAGAAAUUUCGCGUGAUAAACCGUCCAUGACUGAUCUGGUCAACAUCGCUGAAGUGAGCGUCCGUCGUGUCAUCGACAUGGCAAAGAAGAUCAAGUCCUUCAAGGCACUGUCUCAACCAGAUCAGAUCAGUUUACUAAAGGGAGGCAGUAUAGAGUUGUUGAUCAUACGAUCUGUCAUCACAUUUGACAAAGACAAGGGUCAUUUCCUGGAUCCCUUUGAUAAGGACAAAUAUGCUAUGACCACUGAGCAGCUCAAAAUGGGUGAGGGUGGCGGCCUUUUUGAUGAACAUAUGAAAUUUGUGAAAUCUUUAGCCAUGGAUUUACAUGCUGAUGAGACUAUUCUCAUUCUUCUAUUGGUCAUCGCUCUCUUCUCACCUGACCGGCCAAACAUUAGUGAUAAGAAUUAUGUCGCCCAGGAACAGGAUAAGUAUGCACUAUUGCUACAACGCUAUCUUGAGUCAAAGUUCUCUUGCCAUGUUGUUCGCUGCCUCUAUCCCAAACUGCUCAUGAAGCUGACAGACAUUCGUAAUUUGAAUGAAGAACAUUCACAGGUGCUUCUGAAGGUGAACCCAGAAGGCAUUCAGCCUCUGAUGAAGGAAGUGCUGGAUCUAAACCUCACCAAGGACGGCCAGAAGGUGGUUGUUCCCGUUCCUCAGAUCUAGACAAGACUUCCAGAAUGAGAAUAAUGAACCUGUUGUUUCUCAGCUCCUCACAGAGCAUGUUGGCUGCUUAAAAUGGACAAUUUGGCAAGACCGUGGUGGUCCAAAGGUCUGCCAGAUGCCCGCCAGCUUGGAAUGAAGUCAGACCUGAUUUCAAACUGGUCCAUUUCUGCAGGGAGAGUCUGAAGGCUCUCUGAGCCCUUGCUAAGGACAUAAUUACCUUCGUGAAAGAUGUGGACAUUGACCUUACUCAAACUCGUACAUCCUUAUGACUAAGAAGCUGCCUGAGUUUUUGCCAGUUUUGAAUGGAGUAUUUGUCUGUGGUACCAUGUGUACAUAUCAUUCUGUGUACAAGGCACACUAAACAACAGUACGGCAAUAGUCAUGUGUAUUAGCCAUACUAUCUGUACAGACAUUGAACAUAAUUUUUUUUUUGCUUAUUUUUUUCCAUAUUGUUAUAAUCACCAAUGUACUCAAAUUGUACAGAGAAACUUAAGUAGCAAUGGCCGAAACUGCCUACCAUCCCAGGUAGGCAUGAAUGGCAAGGAAAUGCUGGAAUCGGCUGCCGUGACAGAUGAGAAGGCCUGGGAGGACAGGCUUCACAGACGCAGCAGGGUAGGCCGAUGUUCCCUGGAAGAAGGACAUGGACCGUAUGAAAAGAUGUUGAUCAGUUGUGCAUGGUUAGUUUGAUGUAGCAUUCAGACUUGCUCAAAAGAACAGAUACACCUUCCAAUAGUGCUAGUAGGGACGAAAAUUGUAGACUGAAACUGAAAAGUGCUUUUAAGAAAUCUAUCAAACAGUUUGGAACAAUUUUGGUGCUCUCUCAACCCAUACCAUCGUGUCAUGUGAUGUCCAGCACCACUGAGUUCAGGCCCCAGUAGAAUCUGCCUGGUAUCUGCUGCUGAUUACAAGAUGAAUGGAUCUGCAAGUGUUGAUCUCUGUGCUUGCAUCAAAAGUUCAAGAUUCCGAUCCAACAGACUGGCCGGCCAUUUGCGGACAGGUACAAUCAAACAGUGAAAGAAGUGUCAAGCAGUAUCCAAAGAAUCAGAUAAACAAAGAAUUGAUGGAAAGGAACUGGAUUGGGCAACAAUGCAUAUAAAAUGUAAACAGGACUGAUUUGCAUUGACAAAGCAUGGUACCAUCUUAAAUAUGCUUAGCCUACAGUUGCAAACCACUGAGCAAAGUAACUGUUGUGUUUCAUCUGGGAGGGACAUCAACAUCAUGUCUCGGUUUAGUAAGAUGCCAGACUACCUAGCUGAUGUCGUUGGUCAAGGUCAAGGUCACUGCACUACCUGCCAAUACUGUCUCAAACAGACAGUGUUUAGUACCAAAAAAAUGUGACAAUCUGGCUACAUAAGGGCAAAUAUACGAAAUGGUUCUAGUUCUAGAUAAUGAACAAACAUUAAGCUGAAUAUUCAGGACUGGUGCUUGUGUUCAAGCUGUUGAGAGAACUUCAGCCAGCAGAAUUAUGACGAUUCCAGCCAAUCAGCAAACAGCAGAGAGUUGAGUACCUCUUCCAAACGUCCCAAGUUGUCUCAAUCUUGCCACCCUCUGCACCACUGCAGCUGCUGGUUUCCUUGGCAACGUAGAACAUGUGACUUGUUACUGUGGCAACAAAGAUCAUGUGACUGUUAAGUGUAAUGCUCUUCUAUGUGGUGUGGCCAUGACCGGUGAAACUUGUUUUCAAACAUCACAGCUAGCGAGACUAGCCCAAGUAUUCUCUUACUUUCACUCUAUUGCAUGCUAGGAUUAAUUGCUAUACCUUGAAUAUUAUUCAUUUUCCCCAUUGAUGAAUACUAAACUAAGAAAGGCGAAAGCUUUCAUGAAAAUAGUAUAGUCUUUGAGUGAGAAUGCCUGUUUUAAUUGUUAUGGUUUAGAUUUAUACUUAAAUUGUGAAACAUAUAGAUUAUUUUAGCCUGUGUCUCAGUAGAUUGUGAGAUUACAGGAACAAUGUUGAUUCAUCCUUAAACAAUCACAAAACAUCAUUGUAAAAUUCACAAACAUUGAUACAUUUUUGUUUUAAGGUAGAAAUUAUGUUAUUGAAUUGAUUGAUUCUGAAACAGGAAAUACAUGAAUUUGCCAAACAGUUAUUUUGUUUCCACUAAAUGGCAUUUAUACUUUGUUAAUCUGUUCACAUGACACUAAAGGGUUAAGAGGAUAACUGCUGUUAAAGGGGUUUCCAGAUGGGAAUCCCCCUUGCUUUGCUGUAUCUUUUCCUUAAGAUAUAUUUCUCCACAAAUAGGUAAUAUUUUAUUGGUAUCAAUCUAAAUAAUGAUGUUUCAAAGGUUAGAUUGUUGCACUACAGAAAUGUAAAAUAUUUUAUGAAUGAAUAUGAAUUUUACUGUCAUAAUUGUACUUUUAGAACAUGAAAUAUUUGAAAAUGAAUUCUAUUUUACUUUUAUAAAUUCACAUUUUCUGAAAUAAGAUGUUGGUCAAUAUUUGUGGACAGAUAUAUGUAUUAGUUUUGCUGUACAAAUGAGCUUUAAUUUCUAGUAGGGUUUUCCCUGCACUAUUUCAGGCCUAAGUGCUACCAUUACUAUGUUAGACCAUUUGUUAUGAUGGUACAUUCAUCUGUGUAUUAACAUUUUCGUUAUGUUGUACUGUGUUAUUGAUUCAUCUUAAAGAUUGAUUGACGAUCAAUCAGCAGAGCUGCGUUCUUGGGUAGGAAUAAUCAAUGAAGAAUGGGAGAGUGAGGAAUAGGCCAGUUUAAAGGAAUAAUGCAAAUCAUCUAUUCUAACCUCCACACCGUGGUUUUGUCUCAGGAACAGGUAUUAAUAGUGACAAGGGAUAGAGUUAAUGAAACAUUUCAAAUUGUUAAUUCUUCAAUGAAUACCCUACUCUCGGUUUCUUUUUUCACUUUACAAACUUAUUGAACUAUUUGCUUAAAUAAUAAAUUACAUGUGGUUCUUCACAGGAAAAGUAAACAGGAUGAUUGGAUAUUUUUCUUAAUGUUUCAUGUAGGUAAAUAAAUUAGAGACUGUUCAAAGGAAGUGUUCGCAUGAUACAAAAAUAUUAACCUUUUUUGAGAUAGUUGAGUGUGAAUUAUUGAGCAGUUGACUUUGAAGAAAGCCAGUAAAGUAAUGUAUUUGUGUGGUAAAGUGCUACUUAGAAGCGAAAUAACACUGGUGAAAUUGCAUGUAGGUUCUUUGUACUCAGCUGUGGAUUCCUAUCCAAUGUAUUUUUGAAUUGGGGAAGUCUGAGAUCUUGUAAAAAGUAAAGAUGGAUGUAAAGAUAUUUUGAUUAAAUAUGUGACAUGUCAUUCAUGAGAUUUUAAUUAAUGUUUUAAUUCACCUAAACUUGGAGGUCUCUCGCCUGUGCACCACUUCAUUGUAUGUUUGUAAAACAUCAGUGAAGUUUUUGUCAGUUUUAAAAAUUCAGUUUCAGUAAAGUUUUAUUUGUUGGUCUUGGCUGAAGAAAGGAGUCCUGGAAGCAUAAUCUCGUCUUAAAGAACAUAACAUUUUGAUAAAAGUUAAAAGUAUAUCAUGAUAGUUAAGUAGGAAGUAUUUACAUUUUGAAUUGGCUUGUAAUGGAAUUGUAAAUAAGUAAUGGUGGCAGCAUAUUGAUUUUAGAAGAAAAUAAAGACAAAUGUGGUAUGAAAAGAACGAUAUCAUUUAGAUAUGGUAGAAACGUUUUAGGAAGAAAAUAUAUUUCUGUAACUUUCAAGAGAUGUCCUCAAAUGAAUAAAAGAUCGUCCCGUUUUGAAUCAGGUAAGACAAUGUGAUAGAGCGAAUGAUGUGACCUGUGACCUUAGGUAUGUCAUGUGAUAUGUAUGGUUGGGUAUGUACUAAAUACCUCAUAUCUUACAUAUAGGCUGAUGGCUCACUGCAGGCCUGUGUGUAUAGUAUUAAGGUUGCUGAGUGUAUGUUAAUCAGUUAAUAUUUACAUAAUUUAUGCUUUUGGUAAAUGCCUUCAAUAUUUCCAUACAUCCUCACUGCUUCUGUUUAGGGUAAGGACGACAUGAAGUUGCUGAAACACAAAGCAAAUCUGAGUAUUAUAAUCCGUCUUAAGAAUUUUUGUCAUGCUAGACAAAAUUCUAUGUAUCUGGCAGCAGGUAGGAAACGAUUCUCUCUGCGCCUUUGUAUCAAUCCUGGAGGAUACCAUGUAGGAGGUUUACAGUUUGCUUACAGUUUUAUCAUGAAAAAUUACUUCAUAAAUUUAUUCAAAAAUGUUAUUUACAUAUAUCUUUUAGACAUACAUUUCAGUUUUAGUUGAGAAAGAUCAUUUUAUGCUUACAUUUUACCUAUACUCUGAAACAUUUCUAUGAUGUCUGUGCCAUAUUUGUGUGUUUGUCUGUAGUUGUUUGAUUGUCUAUGCAAGCUUUUCUGUCCUAGUAGGAAUUUCCUUGUAUAUAACUGUUAAAAACCUAUUCCGUUCAUAUUAGAAGUAUCUUAUGUGAGGUUUUUUCACAAAGGAACUAUGCAUAUCUGUCUAUGAAUUGUCCUGGCUGAUAAGGGAGAACAAUAGCAAUAAUAAUUGUUCACAACAGCUCUGUGUAUUGUUAUUGCUUAUCUCAAUAAAUGCUUAUGGGAUUGUCUCAAAACUUCUUCGUUUUCAAAGUUGGUUACAAUUAACAAUAAGAGGGACCUCUGAAACCCUGGUGUGUAGAGGUCAGCCAAGAGAACUUUUUCUCUGAAUACAUCUGUCAAAUUUCCUGAUAAUAAGUCAUUUUUCAUUUUUGGGGAAACAAGCUGAGAUUCUUUGAGACAUCCCCCAAACUAUUAUUCUUCUAUUAGAGAUGUGUUUAUUUUCAAGUUCAUGUCUGUGUCAUGACCAUUUCAUUACACUGUUCUUUUUUCAGUUGUUGGAUUACUUGUUAUAAAUGGCAUAUACCUAGACCUUGGACAUUUAUGUGAAUGCACAAAACAGUGUCACGUUAUAGUCUAGAUAGUUGAUAAGAUUCCAGUGGUUUACAGACAUUUUGAGAAGGCAGCAUUUAGAAUUAAAAGAGAGGGACAAAAAACAUCUCCCUGCUAUCUCCCUGUAUUUCAAAUCUAGACUUUGAAGUAUGGAGUAGAACAGAAUUUAUUAUUGUCUUUAAAACUGUUUGCAGUUUAGUCAAUGAUGCCUGUAUGAUAGUUUGUUUUUCAUUGUCUUAUUGUUUUCACUUUGCCUUCACAUAAGAUGUUACUCUCGUGUAAAUUGGUUGACUUGGUGCAGAUAUUAAAGUGGACAUUGUGUUGAACCAUGUCAGAUUGGUUAAUAAUUACCAAUAUGACUUGUCAGAAGUUGAAAGUAUGGUGAAAGAUUCGUCACAGCCUCUUCCUGUAUGUAAAGAGAAUUUUGAUUGGUUGAAAUCAAAUUAGUGUGACGAGGGAAUGUCAUGAUUAUAAAUACAUACAUACAAGGUUUUGGAGGAAAAUAAACAGACUAUUCCUACCCAAA